CGUCAUAGCCUCUCUCCUGUACGCCGCCCCGCCUCCUCAAAUUGCCGAUGCCUAUGAACUUUCCACGCUGCAAUGGUUUUGGCCUACCGGGUUUCCGUCCGGCUCCACUGUGUCUCGUACUUCACUUCUUGGCCACGGUUCUCUACUUUACACCACGACUACGCCUGGAGUUUUGUCACCAGGGAGCCAUGGUCUUGCCAGAUGACAGUCAGUGGGAUGAAACCACCUGUGACUUGGCUGUUUGUCCACAUCCACAAUGCUGGGCAGCUGUCCGUCGAAUUGAAAGGGGCCAUCCUCGAAUCCGGAGCUCACCCUGCAAAACUCCUGUGGAUGCUGAAGAUAAACUCCCAGGGCUCACAGUUGUAAACAUCUCAGAUUCCUGCUUCCAGGCCAGGAGACUUGCUCAUCAGCAGUCACCAGAAUUUGCCUUCACUAAAGCUCAUUCUUUGUUGUCUCAAGGCUCCAAGCUUGCCUCCAAAUUUCAAGGCAGGACUCAGAAAGGUUUACCUGAGAAAAAUUUGAUCAACUAUCCUAAGAGAUUUCCCAAAGAAAGUCACAAAAAGCUUUCAGUGUUGAAUUUGAAUGAGACACAGCUUCCUUGCUCUGAAGAUGUUAGAAAUAUGGUUGUCAUCUGGAUCCCUGAAGAACUAGGAAAGAAUGUGUACUUACCUGAGAAGACAUCUCCUCUCCCCAGCCAAAAUGGGAAACAGAAAAGAAAGGAAUCCGCAAGGAAAACUGAGUCAUCAAAAACCCCAGGGAAGGCUGUGCCACCCCCCUCCCCGGUGCGCGCAUCUGAGGAUUUAAGUUCAGAAAUGCCUAUCUGGGCCCACAACAGCACACUACCUCAGAAUCUGCUGAAGGAGCUUUUGCCACAUGGAGAGAAUAACAUGCCUUGUCCAGAGAUGAAAAUACAAUUAGACAGGAUGAAAAAGAGUCUUCCCCUGGAAAAGAACCGACCCGACAGUGCCAUUUCUUCUAAGAUGUUUCUAACUAUACACCGCCUCACCCUGCAAAGACCAACGUUGCAAUAUCCUGAACAUCGGAAGAAAUUACAUUCUACCCUGAAGAGAGAAGAUUAUAGGAAGCAGCAGCAGUGGCAGCAGCUGCAGGAGAAGAAGGAGAAAAACCCUCCUAAGGAACAGAAAGCUAAAAAGAAAGCCAAGAGUGAACAGGGGAUCCAGAACACUUCACAAAAACAUUCAGCUGCUGUUGCUUGUAACCCUCUCUGUGGAAUUGAACUUACAACCUCAUGCUUGCCAGGUCAGGAAAGUGACAUGAAGCAGCAACAGCAGCAGAUGAAGACUGAAGGAGCCACCUUGGAACCAGUUUCCAUAGAGAGUUCAAGAAAUGAUCACUCUGACAAGUUUCUGGGUAUCUUCCCUGACAGAAGAGGUUCAAAAAUGUCUAUGAUGGAACUCCCUUGCAAGGAUGUUAAUGCUUCAGUGGAGAUGGUCCUGGAAGCCCCAGCUGCCAAUCAAGAGAAGAUCCCUGAAGACCUCACAGAAAAUGUGGCUGAAAUAAGCUGGAAGCCUGAGCUCCAACUGCUGAGGAUUCUUCAGGAUACUGAUGUUGAGGAGGAGGUGAACCAACCCAGUGUGGCAGAGAGUGAAGAUUCUUGGGACACAUAGACUGAAGGUGCCACCCAGGGCACUCUUCACCAGAGCAGGAUGCUUGGCAUCCCAGAGACAGUGACCUUUGACAUAAGGCUGAAAAGAGAGGGUGAUUGUGCUCCCCCCAACUCUCUUAAGACCUCAACUUAGAGAUUUUGCUUUUUAUUCACUUUUUACCAGCUUGUAAAAUAAGUGAGGGAAAAAAGUUCCAAACUUUCUCAGUUUAAGUGACUUCUCUGCCAUAGGGUCAGAAUAAUUUUAAUGAUUAAACACAACCAAGUCUCAAACAAAAGAUACUCUGUGUUUUUUGGAGGAGGGUAGAGAGCUGUUUCUUAGUAUGUGUUUUUAGGGUCCUUUUUAUCUGUUCUGUGAAGCUCUGAAAGGUUUUCAAUUGUAGGAAGCUAAAUUUGGCCUAUGGCAACCUCCAUGGCAUUUCUGGAUUUCCUUGUUGCUUCCUUUCUUUAGGAGGUGGAGUCCACAUCAUUACUAAAUAAUAUUCACUGUGUAUGGUAUUGGACUCAUUGACCUGGGAGAGCUUAAGGCUCUAGUUUUUAAGGAAUUGAGUUUGCUGGGAAGUUUCAUUGAUGCUAAUAAAGACUCAGAAUUUGAGAGUCUCAA
Messenger RNA from Cavia porcellus (domestic guinea pig), 2228 nucleotides. RefSeq names its product chromosome unknown C9orf43 homolog (gene CUNH9orf43). NCBI's taxonomy places the organism in Eukaryota, Metazoa, Chordata, Mammalia, Rodentia, Caviidae. The transcript has 15 exons. The record is from RefSeq and is a predicted model, not a curated record. Bases 48 to 1628 code for a protein of 526 amino acids.